GUGCCCGUGAGGCGCCGGAGCCCGGGCGUGGCGGGUCUCUCCCCGUUCCCUUCUCUGGUUCCCGCUCCCCUCCCGGGCUCUUUCCCGUUCCUGAGCUUGUUCCCGCUCCCGCCAUGGCCACCGCGCGGGCACCGGCGGCGCGCGGUGCGGCCCGGCCCCCCGAGCCCCCCAAGGCCAAGCCCACCGAGGAGGCCGAGGCUGCCCCGGCCAAGCGGGCGCCCAUCUUCUACGGGAGCCUGGAGGAGAAGGAGCGGGAGCGCCUGGCCAAGGGCGAGACGGGGCUGCUGGCCAAGGAGGCCAUGAAGGCUGCCAUGGAGGCCGGCAACAUCAACAUCAGCAGCGGGGAGGUGUUUGACCUGGAGGACCACAUGAGCGAGCGGCAGGCCGAGGUGCUGGCGGAGUUCGAGCGCCGCAAGCGCGCCCGGCAGAUCAACGUGUCCACGGACGACUGCGAGGUCAAGGCCUGCCUGCGGGCCCUGGGCGAGCCCAUCACGCUCUUCGGAGAGGGUCCUGCGGAGCGCAGGGAGAGGUUAAGGAACAUCCUCUCGGUGGUCGGCACAGACGCGUUAAAAAAGACCCGGAAAGAUGAUGACAGGUCCAAAAAGUCCAAAGAAGAGUAUCAGCAAACCUGGUACCACGAGGGCCCUCGCAGUCUGAAAACAGCCAGGCUGUGGCUGGCCAACUACUCACUCCCCAGGGCAGCGAAGCGGCUGGAGGAGGCCCGGCUGCUCAAGGAGGUUCCCGAGGCCACCAGGACAUCCCAGAGGCAGGAGCUGCACAAAUCCCUGCGGUCCUUGAAUAACUUCUGCAGUCAGAUUGGGGACGAUCGCCCGCUGUCCUACUGCCACUUCAGCCCCAACUCCAAACUGCUGGCCACAGCCUGCUGGAGUGGGCUGUGCAAGCUCUGGUCUGUGCCUGACUGCAACCUGGUUCACACCUUACGAGGACACAGCACCAACGUGGGGGCAAUCGUGUUCCACCCCAAGGCCACGGUGUCCCUGGACAAGAAGGAUGUGAGCCUGGCCUCGUGUGCAGCUGAUGGCUCUGUCAAACUCUGGAACCUGGAAAGUGAUGAGCCGGUGGCAGACAUCGAGGGACACAGCAUGCGAGUGGCCCGUGUGAUGUGGCACCCCUCAGGGAGGUUCCUGGGCACCACCUGCUACGAUCACUCGUGGCGCCUGUGGGACCUGGAGGCGCAGGAGGAGAUCCUGCACCAGGAGGGGCACAGCAAGGGGGUCUACGACAUCGCCUUCCACACCGACGGCUCCCUCGCCGGCACCGGGGGCCUGGAUGCCUUUGGCCGCGUGUGGGACCUGCGCACGGGCCGCUGUAUUAUGUUCCUGGAAGGGCACCUGAAGGAGAUCUACGGGAUCAACUUCUCCCCAAACGGGUACCACGUGGCCACGGGCAGUGGGGACAACACCUGCAAGGUGUGGGACCUGCGGCAGAGGAAGUGCAUCUACACCAUCCCUGCCCACCAGAACCUGGUCACCGGCGUCAGGUUUGAACCCAACCACGGGAAUUUCCUGCUCACGGGCGCCUACGACAACACGGCCAAGAUCUGGACCCACCCUGGCUGGUCCCCGCUGAAGACACUGGCGGGGCACGAGGGGAAGGUGAUGGGCCUGGACAUCUCCCUGGAUGGGCAGCUCAUUGCCACCUGCUCCUACGACAGAACUUUCAAGCUCUGGACAGCCGAGUAGCUCAGAGGGGCCAGUUAUGGACUGGGAUGGGGACAUUGAUGACUUUUGGUUGCUUUUUUAUAUUAAAGAAAAAAAAACAGGAA
Messenger RNA from Taeniopygia guttata (zebra finch), 1786 nucleotides. It is a transcript of the gene PRPF4, whose product is annotated as pre-mRNA splicing tri-snRNP complex factor PRPF4. Gene Ontology annotation, molecular function: protein binding; U4 snRNA binding; U6 snRNA binding. Gene Ontology annotation, biological process: mRNA splicing, via spliceosome. The record is from RefSeq and is a predicted model, not a curated record. Gene Ontology annotation, cellular component: U4/U6 x U5 tri-snRNP complex. NCBI's taxonomy places the organism in Eukaryota, Metazoa, Chordata, Aves, Passeriformes, Estrildidae.